UUUUGACGUACAGAAUUGAUCAUUGUGCUAGGACGUUACUUAGCGUAAGUAGUCGCUUGUUGGCACAAGCGGACAGCGUUCCGAUUGAGACCAUCACGAGAUGUUACCGACAAGCUUAGUUACCACCAACGCUUAUAGCAUCCACUAUACGAGACUGGGUAGAGUCAUUAUCUGACAGACUAGCCCUACAAUGGAUGUUGCCUCUCGGAAAUAUCCCGACCUUUAUAUCUACGACAAUUUAGUAGUAUUUUGAACACCAUGAAGAUCGGAGUAGAGUCCAGCAGGAUCUCCAUACCGCAGCAUGUCUUCAGAGAUACGAGAAGCCCGAAAUGGCUAUAAUUACCGUUUUCUAGGAGAACUUGGAAGUGAUGUGACUUCCGCGUUAGUUUCUGCAACAUUGGUAGCCCCUGCGGUGACAAUUAUUGACAGAGCCAUCGUUGAACAGGCAUCCUCGAAGAACAAUCUCAUUGAUAUCCUGAAGAGACAUACUAGCUAUUGUCUGAGACAACCACGGCGAUUCUUCAUAUCGAAACCAUUCUUCAUCGUCUCGUCUCUAUACGGAGUCACAUACUCGGCAGCAAAUUUAUCGGAGACUAUAAUCAAAGACGCAUUUCAGGUCACAGAUACAGCUACUGUUCAAAGCACCAUCUUCAUUUCUACUUUCUUGGUAAACGUACCUCUGGGAUUGUGGAAAGAUGUUCGCUUUGCGCAGUUCUACAGAACCGCUUCCGACUGUCCCAUAGAGCCAAUCCCCGCUACACAGAGUGGGACUGCGAUACCAUCACCACGCCUCUCAACUCCCUCGGCAGUGACUGCGAAAGUGGCCAGCCGAGUCCCUAUGAGUGUUUGGGCGACAUUUCUCCUGCGGGAUGCACUUACUAUCUCCGGGUCGUUCACCCUGGCGGAUAUGUUAUCGGGCUACAUUCCGACUUCGCUAGCUGCGAAUUCCCAUACCAAAUCCAUCCUGUCCCAAUUAGUCGUUCCAGCUCUAACACAGCUGGUUGCUGCUCCUGUCCAUCUCUUCGGGUUGGAUUUACAUAACCGACCACACGCCAUACACUUUUCCGAUCGACUUGUCCGCAUUCGCCAGGGUAUGCUCUCAACUGUUGCGGCACGAUGCUUUCGGUUAAUCCCUGCCUUUGGAAUUGGAUGCAUUGUGAAUCGAGAACUCCGAUUGACUGGCCACGCAGCGCUCCAGGAUGAGACGAUAAACAUCUAGUGCCACCGUUGUGAUCAUUCCUGGUAUGUAUGUACAUACAUACAUACAUAGCAGGCAUACAUAACAAUAGAGUGAAACUCUACAGUGAUUCAAGGUCUUGUCCAUCUAGAAUUAUCUUGAGGCCAAGUCAUUACAUACAGUAGAGAUGCUGAAAGUCUUCAAAUAAAGGAUAUCUAAUGCCUUGUAUCGUUUACAUGAGCCACGUUCCCCAUAAGACGAGAAAUAGUAACAGCUUCCCGUAGCGCUUUUCCAACGUGGCCCCUAACACCAGCU
Messenger RNA from Paecilomyces variotii, 1492 nucleotides. RefSeq lists its product as hypothetical. Lineage: Eukaryota; Fungi; Ascomycota; Eurotiomycetes; Eurotiales; Thermoascaceae. Gene Ontology annotation, cellular component: mitochondrion. The coding region runs from base 302 to 1219 and encodes 305 amino acids. The transcript is spliced from 2 exons. The record is from RefSeq and is a predicted model, not a curated record.